This is a messenger RNA of Suncus etruscus (white-toothed pygmy shrew), 1296 nucleotides long. RefSeq names its product eukaryotic translation initiation factor 4E family member 2 (gene EIF4E2). Gene Ontology annotation, cellular component: eukaryotic translation initiation factor 4F complex; cytoplasm. The coding region runs from base 26 to 730 and encodes 234 amino acids. Gene Ontology annotation, molecular function: translation initiation factor activity; RNA 7-methylguanosine cap binding. Gene Ontology annotation, biological process: translational initiation. The record is from RefSeq and is a predicted model, not a curated record. NCBI's taxonomy places the organism in Eukaryota, Metazoa, Chordata, Mammalia, Eulipotyphla, Soricidae. The transcript is spliced from 7 exons.
CGACGGCGGCGGCGGCGGCGAGAGGAUGAACAACAAGUUCGACGCAUUGAAAGACGAUGACAGUGGGGAUCAUGAUCAGAAUGAAGAAAACAGCACACAGAAAGAUGGUGAGAAGGAAAAAAUGGAGCGGGACAAGACUCAGAGCAGCGGCAAAAGGAAGGCUGUUGUCCCAGGACCAGCAGAGCAUCCCCUGCAGUAUAACUACACUUUCUGGUACUCCCGGAGAACCCCUGGCCGCCCUACUAGCUCACAGAGCUAUGAGCAGAAUAUCAAGCAGAUCGGAACCUUUGCCUCUGUGGAACAAUUCUGGAGGUUCUACAGCCACAUGGUACGUCCUGGGGACCUGACGGGUCACAGUGACUUCCAUCUCUUCAAGGAAGGGAUCAAGCCUAUGUGGGAGGACGAUGCUAAUAAAAAUGGUGGCAAGUGGAUUAUCCGCCUGCGGAAGGGCCUAGCUUCCCGCUGCUGGGAGAAUCUCAUCCUGGCCAUGUUGGGGGAACAGUUCAUGGUCGGGGAGGAGGUCUGCGGGGCUGUGGUCUCUGUUCGCUUUCAGGAGGACAUCAUUUCAAUAUGGAAUAAGACUGCCAGCGACCAAGCCACCACCGCCCGGAUCCGGGACACACUGCGGCGAGUGCUCAACCUACCUCCCAACACCAUUAUGGAGUACAAAACCCACACCGACAGCAUCAAGGACAAUUCAAGCUUCCGAAACACGAAAAUCACAUUGUGAAAGUCCACCAGCUGGCAAUAAUCUGUGUGUGUAUGUGUGUGUUUGUGUGUGUGUGUGUCUGCACGCGCCUUCGUGCAUGCGUGCGUUUGAGUGUGUAUUCGAGGUAGGUGGGAGGCCUCCAGCUGGCCCUCCCUAUUCUCCACCCCCAGAGGGUCAGCCCCGAGCCGUACCCUCCUUUUGCACUCAUUCCUGGGGACCUACUCUGCCCAACCUCCUCCGGCAUUGCUGACUUUAUAAAAUGGAAAAAUGGAAAGUGUGACUGUAACAGACAAACUGUUGGGUUGGUUUUGGUUUUAUUUUGUGUUUAAAAGGGUUCUGGGGGACAAGUCCGGCCUAUCGUCUUGCUGUGCGAUGUCCAGACCUCAUGGGCCUUCCCUCAUGCCCUUCUCUACUGUAUGCGCUGGACAGACUGAAGGAGCCAUGCCAACCAGAGCCACCGCCGAGAGAUCAGUAUUAUGAAUGUCUCUGCAUCCAGGGGAAGAAAAGAAAAACACCUUUUUGUUGGCGUGUCCUAGAAUAGCUGUAAAUGCCCUCGUCUAGCUCUGCCAUUAAAUUAUUGGGAUGUU